Messenger RNA from Aspergillus mulundensis, 1341 nucleotides. Its product is annotated as methionine aminopeptidase 2. Gene Ontology annotation, molecular function: metalloaminopeptidase activity. The transcript is spliced from 6 exons. Gene Ontology annotation, biological process: proteolysis. The record is from RefSeq and is a predicted model, not a curated record. NCBI's taxonomy places the organism in Eukaryota, Fungi, Ascomycota, Eurotiomycetes, Eurotiales, Aspergillaceae. Bases 1 to 1341 code for a protein of 446 amino acids.
AUGGCUGCCCAGACUAGUGAGAAGCUAGAGAAGCUUGACCUAAACGGUCAAAAUGGCGACUCCGCCGCGGUCCCAGCGAAAGCGGCCCAAGCGGAAGCCGGAGAGGCGGAGGACGACUCGGACGACGAUGCAGAUGAUGCCAACGCAGGUGCUGAGGGUGCCGCCGACGGAGCCGCCAAGAAGAAGAAGAAGAAGCGCAAGUCAAAGAAGAAGAAGAAGGGAGGCGCCAAAGUACAGAGCUCUCCUCCUCGUGUCCCUGUGUCGAACCUAUUUCCGAACGGCCAGUACCCUGAGGGCGAGAUUGUUGAGUACCUGAACGAGAACUCGUUCCGCACAACCAACGAAGAGAAGCGCUACCUCGACCGCAUGAACAAUGACUUCCUGCAGGAGUACCGCCAGGGUGCCGAGGUCCACCGCCAGGUCCGCCAGUAUGCGCAGAAGAACAUCAAACCUGGCCAGACGUUGACGGAAAUCGCGGAGGGCAUUGAGGACUCCGUCCGUGCUUUGACUGGCCACCAGGGUCUUGAGGAGGGUGAUAACAUCAAGGGUGGUAUGGGUUUCCCUUGUGGUCUGAGUAUCAACCACUGUGCCGCCCACUACACCCCGAAUGCAGGCAACAAGAUGGUGUUGCAGCAGGGUGAUGUGAUGAAGGUCGACUUCGGAGCGCACAUCAACGGUCGUAUUGUCGACAGUGCGUUUACAAUGUCUUUCGAUCCCGUUUAUGACCCUCUUCUUGAGGCAGUCAAGGACGCUACGAACACCGGUAUCCGCGAGGCUGGAAUUGAUGUCCGCAUGAGUGAUAUUGGUGCCGCCAUCCAAGAAACUAUGGAGAGUUACGAGAUUGAGCUGAACGGGACUACGUAUCCUAUCAAACCUAUCCGUAACCUCAACGGCCAUAACAUUGACCAGCACGUUAUCCACGGUGGCAAGAGUGUCCCCAUUGUGAAGGGUUCCGACCAGACUAAGAUGGAGGAAGGCGAAGUUUUCGCCAUUGAGACCUUCGGUAGUACCGGAAAGGGCUACGUGAGAGAGGAUAUGGAAACCUCUCACUAUGCGCUGGUCCCGAAUGCUCCUCAAGUUCCUUUGCGUUUAUCCUCGGCAAAGAACCUUUUGAACGUCAUUAACAAGAACUUUGGCACUCUGCCUUGGUGCCGUCGUUACCUUGACCGACUUGGCCAGGACAAGUACCUUCUCGGUCUGAACAACCUGGUUCAAUCGGGAAUUGUCCAAGAUUAUCCCCCUCUCUGUGAUACGAAGGGCUCGUACACUGCCCAAUAUGAACAUACGAUUGUGCUCCGACCUACCGUGAAAGAGGUUAUUAGCCGUGGAGACGACUAUUAG